Molecule: messenger RNA, 3527 nt
Organism: Poecilia latipinna (sailfin molly)
Lineage: Eukaryota; Metazoa; Chordata; Actinopteri; Cyprinodontiformes; Poeciliidae
Product: serine/threonine-protein kinase TAO2-like
Exons: 9
Biological process (GO): protein phosphorylation
Cellular component (GO): cytoplasm
Molecular function (GO): protein serine/threonine kinase activity
Source: RefSeq, a predicted model, not a curated record
GAGGCGGAGCCCUACCUGCUGCAGGGCGGCACGGUGAACAGCAUGGAGAGCUCCCAGUCCGUUCCCAGUAUGUCCAUCUCGGCCAGCUCCCAGUCCAGCUCCGUCAACAGCCUGGCGGACGCCUCCGACGACAGCAGCGGCGACAUGGCCAUCCUGCAGGAGGGCGAGAACACCGUCACCUCCAACAGCUCCAUCAUCCACCGCCCCACGGGUCAGGACAACAUCUACGACGACCCGUACCAGCCGGAGCUGGAGCAGCCGCAGGCCCCGUCCGCCGGGCGCCGCCGGGCCUUCUACCGGAACCGGGACCACUUCGCCACCAUCCGGACCGCCUCCCUGGUGACCCGUCAGAUCCAGGAGCACGAGCAGGGCUCGGCGCUGCGGGACCAGAUGUCCGGCUACAAGCGCAUGCGGCAGCUGCACCAGAAGCAGCUGCUGGGCCUGGAGAACAAGCUGAAGGCCGAGAUGGACGAGCACCAGCUGAAGCUGGACAAGGAGCUGGACGCCCAGAGGACCGGCUUCUCCGCCGAGCUCGACAAGCUGGCCCGCAAGAACCAGGCCGUCCUGGAGAAAGAGGUCAAAGCCGCUCUGGCCGAGGAGAAGAAGUUCCAGCAGCAGAUCCUGGGCCAGCAGAAGAAGGAGCUCAACUGUCUGCUGGACUCCCAGAAGCGCCAGUACCGCCACCGCAAGGAGCUGCUGAAGGAGGAGCUGAGUGAGAACCAGUCGACCCCCAAGAGGGAGAAGCAGGAGUGGCUGAUCCAGCAGAAGGAGGUGAUGCAGCAGCUGAUGGCGGAGGAGGAGGCCGGCCUGCUGCGGCGCCAGAGGCAGUAUUAUGACCUGCAGUGCCGCCAGUACAAGAGGAAGAUGCUGCUGGCUCGCCACAACCUGGAGCAGGACCUGCUGCGAGAGGAGCUGAACAAGAAGCAGAUCCAGAAGGACCUGGAGUGCGCAAUGCUGCUGCGGCACCACGAAUCCACCCAGGAGCUGGAGUUCCGGCAGCUCGGCUCGGUCCAGAGAACCCGGGCCGAGCUGAUCCGGACCCAGCACCAGACAGAGCUCACCAACCAGAUGGAGUACAACAAGCGGCGCGAGGACGAACUGCGGCAGAAACACGCCGUGGAGGUCCGGCAGCAGCCCAAGAGCCUCAAGUCCAAAGAGGUCCAGAUCAAGAGGCAGUUCCAGGAGACCUGCAAGAUCCAGACCCGGCAGUACAAGGCGCUCCGGAACCACCUGCUGGAGACCACGCCCCGGUCCGAACACAAGCUGGUUCUGAAGCGGCUGAAGGACGAGCAGACCCGGAAGCUGGCCAUCCUGGCCGAGCAGUACGACCACUCGGUCAACGACAUGCUGUCCACGCAGGCCGUCAGCAAGCUGCGGCUGGACGAGACGCAGGAGGCAGAGCAGCAGGCGCUGCGGCUGCAGCUGCAGCAGGAGCUGGAGCUGCUCAACGCCUACCAGAGCAAGAUCAAGAUCCACACGGACGGGACGCACGACCGCGAGGCGCAGGAGCUGGAGGCGCGGGUGGCGCUGCGCCGCGCGCUGCUGGAGCAGAGGAUCGAGGAGGAGAUGGUGGCGCUGCAGGCGGAGCGGUCGGAGCGGAUCCGGACACUGCUGGAGCGCCAGGCCCGGGAGGUGGAGGCGUUCGACUCGGAGAGCCUGCGGCUGGGCUUCAGCGGCAUGGCGCUGGGCGCCGCCGACGGCUACCCGCCGCCAGGCCCGGCCGCCGGACCCGGAGGCUGGCCAGCCCGGCCCGUCCCGCGCUCCGGCGGCCACUGGAGCCACGGCCUCCAGAACUCGCCGGCCGGCCCGGCCUGGCGCGGCCAGAACCACGGCGCCGGCUUCGGUCGGCCCGAGCCGAGAGCCCGUGCCCCCUCUCACCACCAGCAGCAGCUGUACCAUCACCACCAGAGCACGCCGCAGCUGUACCGCGACGAGCGCGACGGCCGGGAGCGCCAGGCCCGGGAGUGGCCCUCCGGUGGCCAUUACUCCCAGCAUGCCCGGGGCCUCCAGCAGCUCUCCUACCACGCCUCCUCACAGUCGCUGGCCGUGCUGCCUCCCGCCGCGCCUCCCCCCAUCUCCUUCUCUUGCUCCUCCCCCGCCUCCUCUGCCUCCUCCUCUUCCUCCUCGCAGGGCGGCUACGGCGGCGGCCUGGGCGUCCGCGGCCCCGGCCUGACCCUCAGGAACAGCCCCCAGCCGCUGAGGCGCACGGCGUCCGGAGGCCCUGGUGGGGGCGUCGCCGGCGACGGGGGGCUCAGCCGGAGCACCUCUGUCACCUCCCACAUCUCCAACGGCUCUAACCUGUCCUUCUCCUGAGACGUCCGCCUGCGGCCUUCCCAGGAGCCACCAGGUGGCGUCACAGAGGGGCCACGUGGCGCUCAGCAGCUCCUGGGAGUCAGCAGCCGUCUCCGAGCGGUCCGAGGAAGCGGCGCUCCAGGACGCUCCACCAGGCGCUUCACACCACAGGAACACCACCCAUCUACUGAGCUCUGAGGAGCGUCCUGGAGCUGCAGCUCCUCCAGAGACAGCAGGCAGUUGGCCCUGAGGGACCGGAGAUGAGAACCCGACGGUCUGGUCCAACUGAAGGCGAUGUUCAUCAGAACCUCAGGAGGCCCGGUCCUCAGACCGUCGAUCCCUCGUGGCUCAGAAGCCUUGACAUCAUCAGGAACCCAGACGUUCCUGACGAGUCGUGUUGCUGAUCCAGAUAUCUCCUCUGUUGGUUCCGACCCGCUGAGUUGCACAGAGACCGGGGCAGAGCUGAUGUGGACGUGUGUAAAUACGGGCGUCCAGCAGGGGGCAGCGUUGAUGCCGCUGCUGUUCUCUGCCAGGUUGACCCAAAACGAUCGGGUUCAGGACCUGGAGUCGUCUGCAGGUUUCGUUCGUUCUGAUCCCCAGUCGGAACUUUUCUAGCGAACCGGUCGGAUCCUGGAGGACCCAGAUCAGUGAGCAACAUUAAUCCUCAGGAUUAAAUAACUUCAGCUGGAAUGUUGAUGAUGUAAUUCCUGCUGGAUGCAGAGAUCAGAGACACUAACAGGAUCAUCUGACUGAGGACCCAGCAAACCGGGAAUCCUGCACACCUGUCCUCCAAUCAGAAGCCGCCGUGUGUGUGUGUGUGUGUGUGUGUGUGUGUGUGGACGCAGCACCAACGGCUCAUCAAACAGGUCCGUCUGCCUCUGCAGGUCAGACGGCCGCAUGGAGUCGCUGUACAGUGAUGCACACUACCUAUUUAUAGAGCUGUGACACCAGGUGAGGCAGGUGUCCUGAUGGGGGCGCUGUUCAACACUCUGACUGGUGUUAUUAUUGUUGUACAUAGAAGCACUAACUUUAAGACUGUAAUAAGUAAUAAUGAUUAUUUUGUCACGUGAUUUAAGCCAAUUUGUACUAGAAGCAGGCAGACGCCAUCCCAUAAUAACUACUGCUGCAGUCGGAGUAUUUAUGUUAAGAUGUCAUUGCCUAUGUUGACCACUAGUUGGGAAAUAAACGCAAUGUUACUGUGAUAGAACUAUAAGAAUUAAAUAUUUCCAGGAGGA